Penicillium pulvis is the source of this 1632-nucleotide messenger RNA. RefSeq lists its product as uncharacterized. The record is from RefSeq and is a predicted model, not a curated record. The coding region runs from base 1 to 1632 and encodes 543 amino acids. Lineage: Eukaryota; Fungi; Ascomycota; Eurotiomycetes; Eurotiales; Aspergillaceae. The transcript has a single exon.
AUGCCCAUUCCCCGACGCUCGAUGGGCCCUCGGCUCGGGGGCUCUUCAGGGAAACCCGAAACCAGCUCGAAGCCUGCAACCUCUAGCACAGUGAAUUCGAGACCUCUCCAGACGUCCUCCUCGGAGACCUUCGGAAGACCUAUCCUUGGCGUUGACCGCCCACACUUUUCAGAAAGGCCGUGGCUGGAUAAUGUCAAGGAUACAAUUUCUCUCCACUACAGCCCAGCUACUGCUCCGCCACCUUUACCACCACCGCCGCGCAUUCACGAUCUCGAAAAUGGCUACGAUGCCGGUUGGUUGUAUGCGAAUUCGAGCCGCUCGACAACAAGUCUUCCCCCAAUUAACCCGAAUUCGAGUCUGUUGGGGGGCCAUCGACGACCUGACUCUGCGCCGCGGAGUGAUCGCCCGGUUACAGCCCAAACAGUGAAUCGAUUGAAACUACUAACGCGACAACCUCACGCCGCACCGCCCCAGAUGGAACCUGGACCGCCGGGCAAGUACCGAAAUUGGCCUCAUCGAAUGAAUAUGUCGAUCACCGCCAGAAAGACGAUCAAGACGAUCUCAGACGACAUUUCGUGCGAACGGACACAAAAGAAACGGAAGCUGAAUGCGCUAUUGAUGAAUCAACGCAGACAAGAGAAGGUCUCUAGGAGCUAUGGCAAACCAAGGGAAACAACGACAAGGCAUUUCUGGGGCCACCAAGACCUUAGACCUAUUUCGCCAAGCCUGAUUGACCGAUCGAGGGUUUGGGCCGUGGAAGACUUUGGGGUGCGGGUAGGAAAGAAAAAGGUCUCCCCACAUGGCUCUCUUUCCCCGCCUGGGGUGAACAGUUUCAUGAGAGACAAACACGAAAUGAAUAACUUCGGAGACUAUGACACCCACCAACUACAUCCCCUCCCUGUAACCCCACCAUUCGUGACCGUCAUUGACGAGGACCGCACUAAACCUGCCGUCAAAUAUCCCAAGGGAACACCCGACCGUUUCCGUACGCCGCACCUGCCGGAAACCCAGACCCAAACGCGUCAUGGCGACUCGGUACUGAUGAGCUAUUUAGGCCCAGACCUUCCGGAGGUCGCGGUGCAUGCUCGUAACUAUCUGUACUCGGACUGGUUGCCCAAGCAGGAUCCGUUGCCCGUGGAAAAUGAACAUUCACAAAGGGGCCAGCACAAAUGUGAAUACCCAAACUGUGGUCGCUAUCUCCGACCACACAUGCUCAGCCACCAAACUGAGAGGCCAGAAAAGUGCCCGAUCGAGACUUGUGAGUAUCCUAUCAAGGGCUUUGCUCGUAAAUAUGAUAAGAACCGCCACAAUUUGACCCAUUUCAAAGGGACUUUGGUGUGCGGUUUCUGUCGAGGCGCGGGCUUUGCAGCGGAAAAGAGCUUCGUUCGUGCCGAUGUCUUCAAGCACCAUUUGACUUCGGUUCAUGGAGUGGAUCAGACUUUGCCAGGCAACUGUAAGGGCAAGAUUUCGGGGUCCACGAGCGUUCACCCGGGGAAAUGCUCGGUUUGCACGACAAGAUUCGGCAGUGCUCAAUCCUUCUACGACCAUUUAGACGACUGUGUUAUGAACAAAGUACUUCAGCAGCAACACAGCAACAAUAUUCAAAAGUGGGCGAGAGGGCUUCAUGGAUAA